GAGGGGGCGUGUCGCCUGGCGCAGGCGCAGUGCGGGCGGCUGCGGCACCAUGGCCGGGUACAGCGUGGAGGAGCGCGCCGCGCCUCACAGCCUGGAGUACCGGCUCUUCUUCAAGGACUCCGCCGGGCGGUACAUCUCCCCGUUCCACGAUAUCCCCAUCUACGCAGACGCCAGCAAGAAUGUGUUCAACAUGGUUGUGGAAGUACCUCGAUGGACAAAUGCAAAAAUGGAGAUUGCAACAAAGGAUCCCUUAAACCCAAUUAAGCAAGAUGUGAAGAAAGGAAAACUGCGCUAUGUAGCCAACGUGUUUCCCCACAAGGGUUACAUCUGGAAUUAUGGUGCUAUCCCACAGACUUGGGAAGACCCAGGUCACAAAGAUGAAAACACUGGCUGCUGUGGGGAUAACGAUCCAAUUGAUGUGUGUGAAAUUGGAAGCAAGGUCUGCUCUCGAGGAGAAGUCAUCCAAGUGAAGGUGCUGGGCACACUGGCCCUGAUUGAUGAGGGAGAGACAGACUGGAAGGUAAUUGCUAUCAACGUUGAAGACCCUGAAGCAGACAACUAUAAUAAUAUUGAUGAUGUCAGAAGGAUGAAGCCUGGAUACUUAGAAGCUACAGUGGACUGGUUCAGAAGAUACAAAGUACCUGAUGGAAAGCCAGAAAACCAGUUUGCUUUUAAUGGCCAAUUUAAAGACAAGGAUUUUGCUGUGAACAUCAUCAAAAGCACUCAUGAGCACUGGAAAGCUUUAAUAGCAAAGAAGACUGACGGAGGGGAGAUCAACUGCACAAAUCUGACGGUGUCCAACAGCCCUUUCUGCUGCAGCCAGGAGUGUGCAAAAGCAACUGUGGAUGCAGCACCACCAUGUAAAGCUGCCAACCCAAUCCCACCCGAAGUUGACAAGUGGUUCUACUACGAGAAGAAUUAAGGCCUGAGGAUGGGUGGUGAGACAGCUGUGUCCUUCCCCCUGAGGAGUAGAGCAGAAAAAUCAUUUCAGUGUCAGCAGAAGACAUCGUACCUUUCCCGAUUAGAAUUAUGUGUCUAGCAGUGACGUGUUGGCUGCACUGAGGUCUUGUGGAGCCUAGAAGACAUAAUUUAUCAAACCAAGCCACCCUGCUUGUGUGUGGUUGUACGGUGUAAAGUGUGAGGGAAGGUUGCUCACUUGGUACGUGUAUGGAUGCUAGAAAUAAAAACUACUGAAGCCGAGGUCA
Molecule: messenger RNA, 1205 nt
Organism: Calypte anna (Anna's hummingbird)
Lineage: Eukaryota; Metazoa; Chordata; Aves; Apodiformes; Trochilidae
Gene: PPA1
Product: inorganic pyrophosphatase 1
Exons: 11
Coding region: 50-922 (290 amino acids)
Biological process (GO): phosphate-containing compound metabolic process
Cellular component (GO): extracellular exosome; cytoplasm
Molecular function (GO): magnesium ion binding; inorganic diphosphate phosphatase activity
Source: RefSeq, a predicted model, not a curated record